CUCCCUGCUAGUGCUCCCGAUCCAUCGCCACCAACCACUCCGGUCCGCCCCCGCUCCCGCUCCACUCCACCGACAGCCGGCGGCGCUCGUGAGCUGGUGGAGGAGGCGCCCACCGCUGGGCUUCGCCGCCAAGGUCCCCAUCGCCAUCGCCCUGCAUGUCCUUCGUCGUCUGCUCUGCCCCCGUGCCAGCUGCGGCCUCGCAGCCGGCCUCCCCUGCCGCCGGUUGCUCCGCUCCUCUCAUGUGCCGCGCGUCCGGCUGCGCUGGCGCGGGCGUCCGCCUGGUCGCCGCUCCGGUUGGCCAUUCCGCGCGUCCGGCCUCCGACCACGCCCCGCAAGUGGUACGAGCAUGCUUGGCCGGCUACGCUACAUGCAUGCCUCGUACCCUGGUGCUUGGCCGCGUGCAUGGCCACAUACGUACGCGUAUGUUUCAUGGCUGGCCGCUGGGCCGAGCUCGCAUGGCCGGGCCUUCCGCCCUUGCCGUACACGCAUGUUUCAUGGCUGACCGAUGGGCCGAGCUCGCGUGGCCGCGCCUCCGCGCCUUCCACCCUCGUCGCGCAUGCCUCUCCGCCCGGGCGCGCCGCCGUGCUGGCCUGCCUCCGCUCCGCCCCGCCCGCGCGUGCGCUCAGCGAGCCCCUGCUCCGCCUCCAUGCUCGAGCCCCGCUUCCCCCGGCCUCGCUCGUCCCGCAGCCGAGGUCUACAACCUGCCUCGCCGCGAGCCCGCCCGUGCCCACGGCGCCCACGAGCUCCGCCACGGCGUGGAGCGCGCGGUUGGCCGGCACGCCGCGCCCUGCGCAGCCCCGAGCGAGGUUCCAUGUAGGGGAGGUCGUCGUGGACGAGCGACAACUCGACGACGCAGGUGACGGGCUCGGGGUGGCUCGUGGGAGGCACAACAAUGGAGGAGAAGGCGGCGGCUCACAUCAACCCUGCAAACAAUAAUAUUUCUCCUUUUCACAUUCAAAAUAUACAGUUCCAAAAUGCAGGUUACAGUGAUGCUGCGUACAAUCCGGAAAUUGCAAAAGAAGAAGCUGGUCUUGGAGUUUUUCUUAGAAAUGUUAUUUUAAACCAUACUGUAUUUGUUCAAGCUGCUGCAAAAAAUGUUUGCUCUGUUUUGCAGGCUGAAGCUAUUGGAUUAUCACUGUCGGCUGAGGUGGUUAAAGCUCUAGGAUGGAAUACUGCUAUUUUCUUAUCUGAUUGCAGGAAUCUUGUCCAGGUGGCUAAAGCAAGAAACCUUUUAGAGAGUCCAGGAGAUUGGAGGAUAAGACCUAUGCUUGCUGAAUUUCUUAAUCACACUUCUUUUCUUUCAUCAUGUGAAGUCAGGUCUAUACCUAGGAAUGGGAAUGUCAUUGCUUAUUCCCUAGCUAAAAAAGCUUUUAUGCAAAGAGCUGUCUCUAGUUCUUCAAUCUUAUGCAGCAAAUCUUCUGGAUGUAAAGCUCAACAAGCUUUAAACCCUAUCUCCUUUCCUUUUCAAAA
Molecule: messenger RNA, 1470 nt
Organism: Triticum aestivum (bread wheat)
Lineage: Eukaryota; Viridiplantae; Streptophyta; Magnoliopsida; Poales; Poaceae
Source: RefSeq, a predicted model, not a curated record